AUGCCCAGGAUAACGACGCGUGUGGCCGUGCCGUUUCUGGUGGCUAUGAUGCUACUGACGGGUGUCUGCAACACACUGCUUACCAAGUACCAGGAUAUGCAAUGCGUGCGACACUGCGAUGCCGAGGCCAACAAGCGGAAGCUCUUUAAUCAGCCCGUACUGCAGACAGCCCAGAUGUUUGUCGGUGAAAUGGGCUGCUGGCUUGUCAUCGGACUCAUGGCCAUUUAUAACCGCUUCCCCGGGGCUGCGUCUGCCGCGACAAACACCCACUACCAGGCCGUCAACACCGACGAGACAGCCGAUGUUGCCCCCGACGCCGACGAGAACGCCGACGACGACAACCGCAAGCGUGAUCUACUCAAGGGAUUCGGCAUCGUUCUACUUGCGCUGCCAGCCAUCUGCGACAUUUUGGGUACAACGUUGAUGAAUACCGGCCUGCUUUUAGUGGCUGCCUCUAUUUACCAGAUGACCCGCGGCGCUCUGGUCCUCUUUGUCGGCCUCUUCUCCGUCCUCUUUCUGCGCCGCCACCUCUUCCUAUUUCAGUGGCUCGCACUCGCUGGUGUUGUCUCUGGCGUCGCUGUGGUUGGUCUCGCCGGCGCGAUCUGGCCUGACGAAAAGGUGCGCCACGCCGGCGCGUAUGCCCACGACGGCGAGGGUCUCUCCGACGCCGUCCGCGCAAUCGUCGGCGUUCUCCUGAUUGCUGGUGCGCAGGUCUUUACUGCCACGCAGUUUGUCUUGGAGGAAUGGAUUCUGGAGAACUCGCCCAUCGAGCCCAUCAACGUCGUGGGCUGGGAGGGUUUCUUUGGCUUCCUCGUGACGGUUGGCGGCAUUGUGUUUAUGCACUUGAUUGUCGGCCGCACUGAGGCUGGCCGCUAUGGCGUCUUUGAUGUUGUGGAAGGAUGGCGCCAGAUGACGCAGGUCAAGACAAUAUGGCUCUCGAGCCUCCUGAUUAUGAUCAGUAUUGGCGGCUUCAACUUCUUUGGAUUAUCGGUUACUCGUACAGUCAGUGCUACUUCUCGCUCAACUAUCGAUACCUGCAGAACCCUUUUUAUUUGGGUUGUGUCGCUUGGCUUGGGCUGGGAGUCCUUCAAGUGGCUACAGAUUCUCGGGUUCGCCAUCCUCGUAUAUGCUACGUUUGUCUUCAAUGGUAUCGUCCAGCCACCAUUGAAGUCGCUGCGUCCCAACGAGGAGGUUGACCCUCUACUAGCCGAAGAUCCCAUCGAGCGCCCGUAG
Messenger RNA from Beauveria bassiana ARSEF 2860, 1233 nucleotides. RefSeq names its product nucleotide-sugar transporter, putative. The coding region runs from base 1 to 1233 and encodes 410 amino acids. Gene Ontology annotation, molecular function: pyrimidine nucleotide-sugar transmembrane transporter activity. Lineage: Eukaryota; Fungi; Ascomycota; Sordariomycetes; Hypocreales; Cordycipitaceae. Gene Ontology annotation, cellular component: intracellular membrane-bounded organelle; Golgi membrane. The record is from RefSeq and is a predicted model, not a curated record. Gene Ontology annotation, biological process: pyrimidine nucleotide-sugar transmembrane transport. The transcript has 3 exons.